UGUUUUCAGAUUUUGAAAUGAGUAAUACUCGUCAUGUAGUUGAGAAACAAUGCAAGAGGGUGUUGGGAAACAUAGAUGAGUCAGUUGUUGACCGGGUGGUGUCUGGCAUCAAACUCAGAUACGAGAAAGAUGACAUAAUAAGCAGAUUGCAGCCCAAACUAGAUGACAAAUCUGCCACGAAGUUAGUAGAAAAGGUAUUUUCUAAGCUUCAACAACAAGAACAGAACAAUCUAGAUAACUCUGUAACAGGUGCGGCGCAGACGGCUAAAAGAGCGCGAGCAGAUUCGACAAAUGACAGCGAUGUAUCUGACAACAACAAUGCGGACCCGAAACGAAGUCGGGUAGCAGCAUCGAAUGGUGCAGCAGUCGCAGAAGAUAACUCAAUGCCGAAGCGUCUGACGCCGGAUGAAAUUCAACGAAUGAUGAGUGACGCCAAAAAAUGGCUGGAGGAAAAGAAGCAGAAAAUUGGACCUACAAUUCCAGGAACGUCUUCGGUUGCACCCACUGAGACAAAACCUGCAGUGAGUGAUCCGACAAAUGCCUUGGCUAAUCGAGCAGCCGAGUUGCGAAGUCGAAUCAACUCAGCGUUAGGUUCAGGUUUGAUCACACCUUCAGUUCCUAUUGGAAGUGCUCCGUCGGUAACCUCCGGUUUGGCAACACCAGGUGGUUUUCUUUCAACAACCAAAGGUCUGGCAACGCCAAUUUUUCCGGGAAUUCAAACACCGGCUUUUCUGGGAGGAGCUCAGUCGGCCAUGCCUUUGAUAGACCAGCUCAAACCAAAAGAACAGAUGCCGGGUCCUCUGGUCUUGGACGACGAGGGUCAAACUGUAAAUGCCCAAACUGGAGAAAAGUUGGCACUGACUCCUAGAAUGCCAACGCUAAAAGCGAACAUCAGAGCGAAGAAACACGAGGAAUUCAAACAGCUUCUCUCAACUUCUAUGAUCAAGAAAGACUCUUCAGAUAGCAAACCAGAGGCGUCGGUUCAUUUUGACCCGAGAGUAGAUUUGAAACCCUCGAUACGGCAGCCGAGAAGAAAUUUUAAAUUCCACGAACCGGGUAAGUUCGAAACAAUGGCAAAGAAAAUCAAAAUGAAGGCGCAAUUAGAUAAACUUCAUGGAGAAAUCAGUGAAGCCGCAAAAAGAACUGGAAUCCAAGCGGCUGUUAAAUUGGCACUUGUUCAGCCAAAGGUCGAACACAAAGAAGGUGUAUUGCCUCAGGUAGAAUGGUGGGACGGAGUUUUGCUGCCUAAUAAUACGUAUGAAGAUUGCAGGCGACAGGGAAAUUUGAAUAAACAAGGCAAAGUUGAGAAGUAUAAUACCAUAUCGCACUUGGUGGAACAUCCUACCCAAGUCAAGUCACCUGAUGAUGAUACGGAAAUCAAGCCUUUGAAACUUCAUUUGACCAAAAAAGAGCAGAAAAAGUUCAGAAGGCAGAGAAGAAGAGAGGAGGAAAAAGAGAAAACAGAGAAAAUAAGACUGGGUCUCCUUCCACCACCUGAACCCAAAGUUAAGAUUUCCAAUUUGAUGAGAGUUUUGGGUAAUGAUGCCAUUCAGGAUCCCACAAAAGUAGAGGCUCAUGUCAAAGCACAGAUGGCAAAACGACAGAAAGCACACGAGCUGGCCAAUGCUUCUCGGAAGUUGACGAACGAGCAACGACGUAAGAAAAAGAUGGAUAAACUUAAAGAAGAUAUCACUACAGGAGUCAACGUUGCAGUUUACAGGCUGAAGACAUUAUUUAAUCCAUCUCAUAAGUUCAAAGUUGUUGAAAAUGCGAAGCAAUAUUUGAUGACAGGUGUUUCUUUAAUUACAGAAGAUAUCGCUGUUAUUAUAGUUGAAGGGGGACCUAAACAACAGAAGAAGUUUAAAAACUUAAUGUUGCGAAGGAUCCACUGGAAGGAAGAUCUAAAGAAAAGGUCAAUGUUGACCAAUGAUGAGAAAACAUCCGAAGCUUUGAAAACUAACAAGUGUGACUUAGUUUGGGAAGGAGUGGUGAAGUACAGAUCUUUUCCACAGCUGAAGCCGAAGAUGUUCCAGAGCGUUAGUCUGGUUAGAGAAUACUUGAAAAGACUGAAUGUGGAACACUAUUGGGAUUUAGCACACGCGGAGGCUGUUUUAGACAGCAGUGACUCGUGAACUAAGAAAAAAGAAACUAUCUUUAAUAUUUGUUAAAAUGUCUUGUAUACUGAUGACUAAGCAGUGAAAUUCUUGAGUUUAGUUUUAUUCAAA
This is a messenger RNA of Symsagittifera roscoffensis, 2225 nucleotides long. RefSeq names its product U4/U6 small nuclear ribonucleoprotein Prp3-like. Gene Ontology annotation, cellular component: U4/U6 x U5 tri-snRNP complex. The transcript has a single exon. NCBI's taxonomy places the organism in Eukaryota, Metazoa, Xenacoelomorpha, Acoela, Convolutidae. The record is from RefSeq and is a predicted model, not a curated record. Gene Ontology annotation, biological process: mRNA splicing, via spliceosome. Bases 18 to 2132 code for a protein of 704 amino acids.